Molecule: messenger RNA, 1613 nt
Organism: Procambarus clarkii (red swamp crayfish)
Lineage: Eukaryota; Metazoa; Arthropoda; Malacostraca; Decapoda; Cambaridae
Product: cystinosin homolog
Biological process (GO): L-cystine transport
Cellular component (GO): lysosomal membrane
Molecular function (GO): L-cystine transmembrane transporter activity
Source: RefSeq, a predicted model, not a curated record
AGUCGUGUCUUAAGUCGAGGCGAAGGUCGUGAGGUAGUGUUGUCGGUGCCGCCGAGCCCAGAGGUCGCCCAAACCUGGCUGCCAGCCCUCCGUCACGUGGCCGUCGUCCUCACAUUACAGUGUUAUUUUUCCCCCUCGACAAACAGCAAGUACAAUAUUGUACAUCUGUGAUUCGUCAAAAUAGUGUUCAGUACAUCACGUUAAAAUUCAUACAGUCUCAAGGGGAGAUAAACCUAAGUUCUUGCUUCCGGGGAUUUGUGGAGGAAGAGACGGGAAGCCAUGGGUGGAGCAGGAGGCUUCAACACAGCGCUAACACGGCCCUGGGGACCAGCGGCCCUCCUGCUGCUGGCUGCUGCCUCAACCUCUGCAGAAGGCCAGACGGUGCCCCUCGCCAACGCCUCCCUCACCAUCCUGCCUCACGAGGUGGACCUGCAGGUGGGCGACCACUUCACCCUCAACCUCACCCUCAGCGGGGAGUUCGAGGGCUGCGUCAACGUGAGUUUCCAGCAGACGAAGGAGGUGGUGGACCUCCCGCCGCCACUGCUGCUGUGUGACGGCUCCCAGGGUGACUGGUGGGACGUCGUGAUCAACACCACCUAUAACGGCAAGGCCACUCUCACCGCUCAAGUCGACCCUCCUGGGGUAGUUGAGUCAAGAGAUGCGUUCGCCCUGGUGUCAGUAAUGACCAACCCGAGUAUCGACGUGGCGGCUGACGUGCUGGGCUGGCUGUACACCAUCGCCUGGGACGUCUCCUUCCUCCCGCAGAUCUACCGCAACUGGCACAGGAAGAGUGUGAUGGGCCUCAGUUUUGACUUCCUCACCCUCAACUUUAUCGGGUUCUCCUCUUACUUCAUCUUCAACAUGGGACUCUUUUGGAUCGACGAAAUUCAGGCUGAGUACUUCCUGCGUCACCCCAGAAGUGUACUGCACGUGAGGUUGAAUGACGUGAUCUUCCCCCUGUACGCCGUGUUGUGUACAGCUGUACAGAUUAUACAGUGCUUCUUCCUGCAGAGAGGUCCGGGUCAGCGGGUGUCGAUCACGUGUAGGGUCAUCGCCUCUGUGAUGGUGGUGAGCGAGGUGGUAGGCUGCAUCCUGGUGCCUCUAGUCGACUCCAUACUGUGGCUCGACCUCUUGUAUUAUCUCUCCUACAUCAAGCUUGCAGUCACCUGUAUCAAAUACUUCCCCCAGCUGUGGGAAAAUUACCGCCAACAGAACACGGAGGGAUGGAGCAUCUGGCAAGUGAUCCUUGACUUCACUGGAGGAUCACUCAGCCUUCUGCAGAUGUUCCUGCUGGCUGGCAACUACGAUGACUGGUUCUCUGUACUGACGGAUCCAGCCAAGCUAGGAUUGGGGCUCGUCUCUGUUCUCUUCGACAUAAUGUUCUUUAUACAGCACUACUGCCUCUACAGGCAUCCCGGCGUGAAGGCGAACACAGCCUCGUCCCUCCAGCUGGUGGGGAAUGAUGAUAUGUCGCAGAGUGGCAGUUAUGUCACCCACCACCUGUAGACCUCCACAACCACCUGUAGACUACCACAACCACCUGUAGAGUACCACAACCACCUGUAGACUACCACAACCACCUGUAGACUACCACAACCACCUGUAGACUACCA